This is a messenger RNA of Angiostrongylus costaricensis, 699 nucleotides long. NCBI's taxonomy places the organism in Eukaryota, Metazoa, Nematoda, Chromadorea, Rhabditida, Metastrongylidae. The record is from the annotation of a GenBank genome assembly.
AUGCACGACGAACACAACAAGUCCGCGCUUGUCACUGUGUGGUUCGACGACGGAAUGGCGAUGUCGGCGGCAGUUGGCGACAAUUUGUCGCUAUUACACGACGAUUAUUUGUUUGGGCCAUACUUAGGAUCGGUGACAUUGGCGGCGAUUCUGCUACUAUUAAUACUCUUCUGUGUUAUUGGCAACGCCUUCGUCAUUGCUGCUAUCUUCUAUGAGCGUGACUUACGUAGUCGACCGCAAUACUAUCUGAUAUUCUCGCUCGCUGUCGCUGAUCUUAUUGUGGGCUUAGUCGUGACACCAUUAGGAGCUUGGUCGACGGUAGCGGGAACAUGGCGGUUCGGUGUCACUUUGUGCGAUAUCUGGAUUUCAGUCGACGUAAUCGUCUGCACCGCGUCUAUACUUCAUCUUGUCGCUAUCGCGCUUGACAGGUACUGGUCAGUGACGGACAUCAGUUACUCUCAGAAUCGAACACCGAAGCGAAUCAUCAUAAUGUUAGCGGUGAUCUGGUUGACGUCGUUACUGAUCAGUUUGGCGCCGUUUGCUGGCUGGAAAGAUGACGCUUUCAAAGAUCGAGUACUACGUCAUCAUGUGUGCCUUAUCAGCCAGCAGAUUAGUUAUCAGGUGAAUUUGUUGGGCAAUAGACAAAUGAGGACUAAGCUUUUUAUAGAUAGUAGAGUAAUGGUUCUAAGCAUCUUUUAA